AUUCAAAAAACAAGAAACACAAAUUGAUUGCAAGCAUACCACAUAACCUCAAAUACCUGAAAAAGUUUCUAUUAGCUGGUCGAAUUGCGAAUUAAAAGAAAUCAUGUCGGACGAAGAAAAUAAAAUGGGUUUGAAUUAUGUGUUUGGACAAAUUGCUUUGAGCGAAGAAAACUAUUAUUUUGCGUACACUCAACUUGAAAAACAUUCCCGUUGUUUUGAAAAACACAUCGUAAAGUUGACUGAAAUAAUUGGGCAAAAAGAAAUAGAUGCGGGUGUUCGCAAACAAGCCGCAUUGGAAUUCCUACGACGAUGCUCGAGUGAUAAUGCUUCUCUAAAAAAUUAUAUCGGUUUGAAAUAUUCCCAAAUGGAAGAAACCCAUCGCAAACAACUAGUCAAAAACCUGAAAUUCGCAAUGGAAAACGUUGAUCUAGAAAGUUUGGUAGAGAUUGUCUGCGAAUGUUGGGGUGCAAUGAUUGAACUGGAUGGAAAUUUGAGAAAGAUCGAUAUCUGCGAGCUAUUAAAGGAAUCAUCAAACAUUCACCAAAAUGCAGCGAAAUUAUUGGCAAGAGGAUAUUCUUUGAAGGAAGAUCAACUUGAACACAUUUUUGGAACAAUCGUAAGAUAUCUCGAGGAAUGGAAGGGUCAUGAUAAGGAUAACGGAACCCUGAAUUUAGCUGCACUCACAGUGUUGAACAAGGCAUUUGAAUUCGGAAGCUUUCGUACAACUUUCCGAAAAUACGCUGCCAAAAUAUUGGAUGCAAUUUGCCAAUUCAUAACUGAACCAAUACGAACACCAGCACCAGCCCUUGUGGUAGAAUCAGCGUUGAAGUUUUUCCAAAAGUAUGACGAAAAGGUAGAAAAAAAUAAAAGUUUGAUAGAUGUCAUCAAUUGUGUGUUCAAAACAAAAAAUAUUGCAAAUUGUAAAAUCGCCAUUGGUAUUUUAAACCAUCGUUGUGAUAGUAUUAAUGAUGAUCAAACGCGAAAGGAAUUUCUUGGUAAUUUCACAUACAGUUUUCAAUUGGUUCUGGAAAACGAAGAAAUGGUUGAAAUAUCGCAAUCGGUAAAAGAGUUGUUGAAGAAAAUUGAUUGGUAAUGUACAAUUUUGUAAUAGAAAUUCUGUUAAAAGUGCUCUUAAAACUUCGCUUAAUGUAUUGAUAAUGAAACCGAGUAUUUUGAUUUAUUUUUAACAACAUCCAAUCGACUGAUGAAAAGCGAAUGUUUUGUCACAUAUCAAAACCAUUUCCAAUUAGUCUAAACAACUCAAAUUAUGUCAGGGAACAACAACGCACUUACGCUAAAUACAUAAGAAACAAAUUGAACCAUUCAGUGCCUCAAAUAAAGAAUAAAAUAAACGAAAUCCAAAACAAA
Sitodiplosis mosellana (orange wheat blossom midge) is the source of this 1368-nucleotide messenger RNA. RefSeq lists its product as uncharacterized. Lineage: Eukaryota; Metazoa; Arthropoda; Insecta; Diptera; Cecidomyiidae. The coding region runs from base 104 to 1093 and encodes 329 amino acids. The record is from RefSeq and is a predicted model, not a curated record. The transcript has 3 exons.